GCGGGAGCUGCGGGGCGCGGCGAUGGCCGAGGCAGCGCAGGAGGAGUACGCGUACCUGUACAAGGACUCCGGGCAUCCCGCCGGCUUCCUGGAGGCGUUCCGGGCGUUCUACCUGGACGGGCUGUUCACCGACAUCACCCUGCAGUGCGCUUCGGGGGUCAUCUUCCACUGCCACAGAGCCGCCCUGGCAGCCUGCAGCAGUUAUUUCAAAGCCAUGUUCACAGCCGAUAUGAAAGAGAAAUCCAAAAACCAGAUCAGCCUUCCCGGGCUCAGCCAUGCGGUACUGGAAGCCCUCGUGAAUUAUGCAUACACAUCACAGAUCCAGAUAACAAAGAGAAAUGUCCAAAGCCUACUCCAGGCUGCAGACCUGCUCCAGUUCGUGUCAGUAAAGAAAGCCUGUGAGCAGUUUCUGGUGAGGCAUUUAGAUACUGACAACUGCAUAGGGAUGCACUCCUUUGCUGAAUAUCAUAAUUGCUCGGAACUAGAGAAGGAGUCCAGGAGGAUAUUGUUAUGGCAGUUUGAAGAAGUGUGGAAGCAGGAGGAGUUUCUGGACAUUGGCAAGGAGAAGCUCUCUUAUAUUCUUUCCAGGGAGAAUCUCAAUGUUCGGAAAGAAGAGGCAGCCAUUGAAGCUGUCGUUAACUGGGUUACACACAAUGUGGAAGAAAGAAUUGAAGACGUCUAUGAACUGCUGAACUGCAUCAAAGUAGACUUAGAUAACAUGUAUUUGAGGUCAGCUUUAAGCCUACAAAAAAAAUGCCGACUCAAUGGCCGUAAGAUAAGGUCACUCAUAUACAAGGCCCUCAACCUCACACCCAAGAGUCUUUCCAGAAGACCCACAGCAGCCAUGUACGUGAUUGGAGGAUAUUAUUGGCACCCCUUAUCAGAAGUGCAUGUUUGGGAUCCUUUAACCAACGCAUGGGUCCAGGGAACAGAGAUGCCGGAUCACACCAGAGAGAGCUACGGGGUCACUAGCUUGGGACCAGACAUAUACGUGACAGGAGGUUACAGAACAGAGAGCAUUGAAGCCCUUGACACCGUGUGGAUAUAUAACAGUGAGAGGGAUGAGUGGACAGAAGGCUGCCCCAUGCUCGACGCAAGGUAUUACCACUGUGCAGUUUCCUUGAGUGGCUGUGUCUACGCGCUGGGGGGGUAUCGAAAGGGAGCUCCUGUGCAAGAAGCUGAGUUCUAUGAUCCUUUAAUACAGAAAUGGCUUCCUAUUGCAAACAUGAUCAAAGGGGUUGGAAAUGCCACUGCCUGUGCCCUGCACGAAGUCAUCUACGUAACUGGAGGUCACUAUGGGUACAGGGGAAGCUGUACCUACGAUAAAAUCCAGAGAUACCAUUCAGGUAGCAAUGAGUGGAGUAUAGUCACCACAAGUCCACAUCCAGAAUACGGAUUGUGUUCAAUUACAUUACAAAACAAGAUAUAUUUUGUGGGUGGACAGACCACGAUCACGGACUGCUAUGACCCAGAGCAAAAUGAGUGGAAGCAGAUGGCUCACAUGAUGGAGAGAAGGAUGGAGUGUGGCACAGUGGUCAUGAACGGAUGCAUCUAUGUAACAGGAGGAUAUUCCUAUUCAAAAGGAACGUAUCUGCAGAGUAUUGAGAAAUAUGACCCUGAACUGAAUAAAUGGGAAGCAGUAGGAAGUCUUCCCAGCGCUAUGCGGUCACAUGGCUGUGUCUGUGUGUAUAAUGUGUAAACAUUUAAUGUUCAUCUUGCUGUUACAGCAAACAGCAGAUGCAGUAUUCAUAAAGCACUGAUUACCUCAUGACUGAGUUGUCUGAUACAAUCUCUUAGCGCAUAUUGUUGAAAACCAGGUAUAAUUUUUUCUCAUUUUAAACAACUCAGAAAUAUAGACAUGGUAACAAGAUUUCCAUAUAUUUUUCGGUCCAAUCAUUUUUCAUCAUGAAAGUUCUCAAAUGACUCUCUUAUAAUACUUUAUGCAGCUACAUAGAAACUACUGUGAAAAACAGAUUUGUUUUUGUUAAUCACUGUGGGAAACUAUGAUCUGGUGCUAAGAUGACUAAAGCCAAACCAAAUACUUUACAUUUCUAAGGGCUACUGGGCUUCAGAGGAAAUCUUUGUAUUCUGAAGGUAGCUAUAGAAAUGGAUCGUUGCCCCAAGCUAAGUGGUCUAGGAAUGAGGGAAGAAAUGUCAGGCAGUAGCCUCAGAGCACAAGCCAAAAGUGUACACUAGUUUUCCAGAAGAGCAGUGCUCUGAAGUACAAGGGCAUUUGAGAAAAGUAGUCUCUUUGCCAUUCUUACACUCACUUUGACAUUGCCCAUAAGAAAUGAAAAACUACUCUGCAAGGCUUUGCAAUGGGCUCUUUGGCUGAUGCACAGAUAUUUGUGGGGGUUUUUUUGUUUGGUUGGUUGGUUGGGUUUUUUCAGAGAAAAGCCUUGACAUUGUAACUCUUUUUUAAUAUCAAAUUCAAGAUAGGUGUCUGUGUGGAAUGGAAGGAUGAAAUGAGAGAGAUUGGAAAGCUGCUAAUGUCCCCCUCCGAUACAAACUUCUCUAUUAUGUUUAAUACCAUUUGAUCUUUGCUAAAAGUACUGAACUGUGACUUGAGCAAAGGUGACAACUGAAGAAACUUGUCAAAAUAUGUUAUUCAUGGACAGAUUGAAUGCUAAGUGGUCUACAGGAUUGAUUUCUUUAUUAUUUCUCUCAAGAUGUAAUACGAGAUCUUCAAAUUCUGUGUAGAAAGCAGAUUUUUGAAAAGUGCUUUGUAGAAAAAUGGAUCACACUCUGAGUGGCCUGAUAGCAGUGAUU
Neopelma chrysocephalum (saffron-crested tyrant-manakin) is the source of this 2769-nucleotide messenger RNA. RefSeq names its product kelch like family member 23 (gene KLHL23). The record is from RefSeq and is a predicted model, not a curated record. Gene Ontology annotation, molecular function: protein binding. The transcript is spliced from 4 exons. Bases 23 to 1699 code for a protein of 558 amino acids. Lineage: Eukaryota; Metazoa; Chordata; Aves; Passeriformes; Pipridae.